Messenger RNA from Dermacentor silvarum, 1035 nucleotides. RefSeq names its product zinc finger CCCH domain-containing protein 8. The coding region runs from base 187 to 747 and encodes 186 amino acids. Gene Ontology annotation, molecular function: metal ion binding. Lineage: Eukaryota; Metazoa; Arthropoda; Arachnida; Ixodida; Ixodidae. The record is from RefSeq and is a predicted model, not a curated record. The transcript is spliced from 3 exons.
UAUGCCAGAGACGACCGAGGCGGGCUGAUCAGCACUUGGUGCGAGUCUGGAGAGUCGUGAAAAUAAAUGAAAUGAAGGUAAUAAUUAAGUUUGGCUAGGCGGUUGCCCAUUUGAUACACUGCUAACAUUCAUCCCAGGAUAGACAGGAUUAAACACCACUUCAACCUACAACAUCCGACGCCAGCGAUGAUGUCUUCACUUGUCGCCGACUACGGCUCUUCAGCGUCCGAAUCGGAAGAGAACGCCGAAAGUAGUGAAAGUUCUGGCGAAAGUGGUGAAGAGGAUCAGAGUAAGAAGCAUCCAGACAAAAACGAUCGGCCGAAGCUGCCUGUGCCAUCUUUCCAGUCUACCAAUCUAGGUUCGUCUUCGGUCUUCAACAAUCCUUUUCGUGAAGAGGAGGACGCGCAGUCAUCUAUCCUCGAAAGGCACGUCAAAAUGACGACGCCAGUGAGCCAGCAGACCACCGUUAAUGGGAAACAAAUAUGCUGGAACUACAGGAAGGGACGAUGUCGGUUUGGCCACAACUGCAAAUUCGUUCACGACAGCGAUGUUGUGGGCCUAUCUGGCUCCACCCAAGAUCCCGAACCUGCUGAACCAGAAGUUGUGGCGGCAUCAGCAGCCACGCCUUGCAAGGUCGGAAAUGAUGGGACUUCUCAGAAGCACAAGAACAAGAGACCAGGGUUGUCAGACAGCGUGAUGCCUUCAAAAAAGGCCAUGAAAUUUUACCACAAAACUCAAGGCAAAUAAUAGUCAGCUGCACACGAGCUUGUGCUAAAAAAAAUUUCUCAAGAGGUGUGUUUUUAGCAUUACGCAACUUUGUCAUUGCAUAAGGAUUAUGCAGGAGGCAUGCUUUUGUAAAUACCAUACACGUGUGCAUAUUUGCUUGCAGAGCUGCAAGUGCACGAUUUUUUGUACUGCGCAGAUAAAUAUAUAUAUAUAUAUAUAUAUAUAUAUAUAUAUAGUGAGAAUUGUAGCUUAGUGUUUUUUUUUUUUUUGUCACACAUCUUGUAAAAUAAAUUUCAUUUUUCCACACCA